Schistocerca serialis cubense is the source of this 1957-nucleotide messenger RNA. RefSeq names its product phosphatidylinositol-3-phosphatase SAC1-like. Gene Ontology annotation, molecular function: phosphatidylinositol-4-phosphate phosphatase activity. Bases 69 to 1859 code for a protein of 596 amino acids. Gene Ontology annotation, cellular component: endoplasmic reticulum. The transcript is spliced from 13 exons. Gene Ontology annotation, biological process: phosphatidylinositol dephosphorylation. The record is from RefSeq and is a predicted model, not a curated record. Lineage: Eukaryota; Metazoa; Arthropoda; Insecta; Orthoptera; Acrididae.
CAUACAACAGUGGACUUUGCCGAGAAGUGGGAACAAGACUGAAGUAAUUAGGUUAUGUAUCAUACAGAAUGACUACAACAAUGGAUAUUCAUGAUGAAUAUAUCUUGUAUAUAACACCAGAAAAGUUUUACAUCGAAGCAACCAACAGCAAUGAACUGCUUGUCAUCGACAGGGUCAGCCAAGAUAUGCUCCUGCAAGGAAAACAUGUUCAGAUCCCGCAAUCAUCUAGUAGCAAACCAAUUUGUGGUAUCGUUGGUAUAAUCCGUCUAAUAGCAGGUCCUUACCUGAUUGUAGUGACACGGAAAUGGAAAGUUGGUACUAUCAAUAACCAAGACAUAUGGCGUAUUGAUGAAUGUGAAGUCAUUCCAUUUUCACGCACUCUUCUGCAUUUGACUGAAAAACAGACAGCAGAGAAUCAGCAAUAUGUCUCGAUGGUGGAUCAUGUUCUCAAAACACCACAUCUGUACUUCUCAUACUCAUACGACCUUACACACACACUCCAAAGGUUACACAACACAACACCAGAAUUUCUUCAGAUGCCACUUCAUGAGCGUGCUGAUCCUAGGUUUGUCUGGAACAGCAACCUUUUACGAGAAAUGGCAACACGUCAAGAACUACAUCGCUUUUGCUUGCCAAUAGUUCAUGGCUUCAUUUCCGUCAACCAUUGUUCUCUGAAUGGCAAACCAUUUCUGUGGACCUUAGUGUCUCGCCGCAGUUGCUAUCGUGCGGGGACACGGCUCUUCACACGUGGAGUUGAUUUCCAGGGCAGUGUUGCAAAUUUUGUUGAGACAGAGCAGAUAAUUGAAUAUGGAGGUGACCGUAGUUCCUUUGUACAGAUAAGGGGGAGCAUUCCCCUCUUCUGGACUCAGUUACCAAACUUAAAAUAUAAACCAAGGCCUCGACUUGUGCCCACUGAGAACCAUGCAGAAGCCUUUGCGCGCCAUAUCGAGACUCAGGUGUUCAAUUAUGGUCGUAUUGUCCUUGUCAAUCUGAUCGACCAUAGAGGAGCAGAGGAUGUUUUGGAGAAAGCAUUUCGUGAACAUGUCACAAGACUUGGAAAUUCAAAUGUUAGGUACGAAGCAUUCGACUUCCAUGCAGAGUGCCGUGCACUUCGCUGGGACCGUCUCAGCAUUCUGCUGGAUCGACUGUCUCAUGAACAAGAUGAAUUUGGAGUUUUUCUCCUGACUCGUGAUGGAACCUUGGUGUCACAACAGGAUGGUGUUUUUCGCACUAACUGUGUUGACUGCCUGGACAGAACAAAUGUAGUGCAGAGCAUGCUUGCACGUCGCUCACUUACACAAGUAUUGCAGAAGCUCGGCCUCCUACAACAAAGUCAGGCUGUUCAACAGCAACCACUCCUCGAGUACCUCUUCAAGCAGGUGUGGGCCGACAAUGCAGAUGUCCUCAGUAUACAGUAUUCGGGGACUGGUGCUCUGAAGACUGAUUUCACACGUACUGGAAAAAGGACUCGCAUUGGUCUUCUGCGAGAUCUUGUCAAUUCUCUAACCCGCUACUGCAAGAACAAUUUUGCUGAUGGUUUCAGGCAGGAUGCCAUUGACUUGUUUUUGGGUCGCUAUCAAGUACAGGAUGGUGAGGGUGCUGCUCAGCCAUGUCCUCUGGAGACUGAAAAGGGAUGGAAAUACAUCACUUUCCCAGUAGUACUGAUGGUGGCAAUAGCAAUGUUCUUUGCAAACAUUAUAACGCCAACGGAAUAUAACACAGAGAGUCUUCUGUACUUACUGUUCUGGGCAUCAAUGGUAUCUGUGACCUCAAUGAUAAUUAUGAUAUAUGGCACUGAGUUUGUGGAUUAUCCAAAGCUGUGUGAACUCAGAGGAUCCUCAGCGCUUUCUUUAGAAUAGCAGUAGAUAAUUCUAUUGCUAAUUCCAGUUAUUCUUGUCACUCCUAAGUACCAUUUCCAUAACAGUGAUAGAUUCUAGUAAACAUAUUUUUUGUUGUA